AUGUAUUUACGGUUGAUUAUGGAUCUCACUGAUGUCGUCUCAGAAGCAACCAAAUCCACUAAGCCUACGAUCAUUGGCCUCUAUGGCGCUUCUGGAAGCGGAAAGUCGCAUUUACUUGAGCAGCUCAGAAGCGGCACCGGCUUUGGCGUCUUCAAGAAGAAAAGAUUCGCCCUCUUCGAGAGCUCGGCGCUCAUCGGAAAAGUCGUGGACGGCGGACUAGCGGCUUUCAACCAGCUGAGCCAAGCGGACCAACACGACGCUCGUGGCCGAGCUAUCUUGAAAACUGCUGCUACAUGCGUGAAAUCGAGAAAGACAGGGGUUAUUGCUGCCAACUACAUGAUGUGGGAGAACGAACACGACGCACCAGAGAUACUAUGGACAUCGAAAGAUUCGGAAACGUACACACACACCGUAUAUCUUAACUUCGAUGAAAUAUGGAUCUCGAAGCGCAGAGAAAGGGAUGCCGAGAGCAAGCGAACGGCCGUUUCGGCGCAGCAGAUACGAAAGUGGCAACAAAGGGAGAUGCAAGAGCUCCGCGAGAUUUGUCGUGAGCAUGACAUCUUCUUCACUUCCCUGACCGACAGCAGUCCCACUAUUUGGGAAGCACUGGGACAGCGCAGUACCGGGAAUCAACUCGCGACUCUUCUGGACGAUAUUCACACCUACGACGAAGCCAAGAAUACCAAUGCAGUUAACCAUCCUAUUGACACUGCGUGCGCCUCUUACCCAAGUACAAAGACAGUGCUCUUACUUGACGCUGACAAGGUACUGGCACCCGAUGAUACUAGACGGCUCUUUUGGGAGGAGACGGAUCUUCUUACGGGCACUACCGAAUGUCCUUUGAACCAGACUUUUGCGGCUUGGGGACACUCGUAUGCCUCGUAUCGCCAGGCCAUGUUGACCUAUGAAGAGAAGGCAGAUGAUUACAAUGCCAUAUGUAGUAGGAUCGCCGCCAGGGUUGAGAUGCAUCCUGAGAUGAUCCAACUCCUCAAACGUGUCCGCAAGGACCCGUACGUAAAGGCUUUUGUCCUCACAACCGGUCUUCGAGAAGUGUGGGAGAUGGUGUUGAGGAAGCACGGCUUCGACGAAGACGAAUUUAAAGUCAUAGGAGGUGGACGACUUCCGGAGGGCUACGUGGUGAACGGAGCCAUAAAAGGCGCUGUAGUCGACCUUCUACACGAGAAAGACCUGCGCGUAGUAACCUUUGGACAAAGUAUACUCGACAUUGAAAUGUACGAAAAGGCAGACGAAGUAUACCUUAUUGCAGGAGGAGUCAUAACCAACAGCUUGUCAGAGGAGAAAGCACUCACCAAAGCCAUCACUGAAAACCGCAUAUCUGCCUUGCGCAUUCUCCUCCCCUCCGCCAUCGACCACCGUCUCGACUUCGAUACACUUCCAAUAGCCACCUUGGACAACAAAGAACUAGGCCACAUUUUCCGGCACAGCAAAGAUCCAGCCACCCGUGUCCAUCACGCAACCCCCAAACCUUCAGCAAAACUCUUCGUAACGCCGCCGCUCGGCCAACCCCAACCCUAUAGCCAGCGCUUGUAUGAGUUCCACAAGCGCGUAGGUUUCUACCUGGCAAACGAAUACGUCAGCAGCAUCUUAGGCCAAGAACAAAUCUGCAUCCCAGAUGGGCAAGACCCAGAGAGCCCUAGCCACCGCUUCCGUUACGAGAAAGGCACUUUAGUCAAUUCCUUGUCUGACGACGGCGACGCGAUAAGCCUCGGUGUUAGCGAAGCAAUGCCCUGUGCAACCCUCAGUCACGCAAAGCUAUUCUCAGACCUCGACACGGACAUGUUGAAAGGAAAACGUCACGUCAUCCUAGUCGACUCGGUGAUAGAUACUGGAUGGAAUACGGUUAAUUUCAUCAGGCCGUUGCGCAAGCUGUGUCCCCGCAUUCGUAUCGUCGUUGUGGUAGGUGCGGCUAAUCCCGACGCUGCUGAUGUCGAGCCGGAUGCCGUGAAUACUACAAUUACUCACAGGUUUGCGGACGUGCUGAGAGACGACAGUGAGUUAUACGUUGUUGCGCUGCCCAAGGCUCGACUGCAUAGCACGGGCGAAGGGGGCUGGAAUGGUAAUUUGUGGUGGUAUGAGAUGACCAAGUGGAGGAAGGGGUCUUACUAG
Alternaria incomplexa is the source of this 2127-nucleotide messenger RNA. RefSeq lists its product as uncharacterized. The coding region runs from base 1 to 2127 and encodes 708 amino acids. The transcript has 2 exons. The record is from RefSeq and is a predicted model, not a curated record. NCBI's taxonomy places the organism in Eukaryota, Fungi, Ascomycota, Dothideomycetes, Pleosporales, Pleosporaceae.